AUGCUGAGAGCGGGAGGGAAGUCCUCGUCAACCAAGGCUACGCGCCAUGGAGCACGUUCCCGAUGCAAGCUUUGCAAUAACCUGAGUCCACGGGGUCACACAUCCAGCUCGUACGAUGCAGACAGUGCCACCAAACACAAUGCCAAUCUCACGCUCUGCAUAGACGCUCGCCAGCUAUCUGCCAGCAACUGCCAGUAUUGCAAGCUGCUCCGACAAUCUCUGCAGGGGUUUGUCGGGAGAGACUGGGCCCAUAUCCGUGUCCCUGUGUGCAUUGAUCUUCUGGAGGGCUCACCUAUCAAGGUGUCCGUACAAGAGCCCAGCGGCAAGUCUAUCGUGUUUGAGUUGUAUACUCCGUCAGACCAGAGGCCACCGUGGCCAGCACUGGGCAAUGCUCGCAGCAUUCCAAUUUCCUCGGGCUCUGACGAGUCGUUUGAUUUCGCCCGCAAGUGCAUCAAAGACUGCAUGUCCAGCCCAGCACAUGGCGCAUGCCGGAAAUCUACCCCGAGCAGACUGCCAACCAGACUCAUAGACGUGCAGGGUGGUAAAAACCUAAAAUUGGUUGAGCUGAAGGGCAAGGACGUCGAAUAUAUUACCCUCAGCUACUGCUGGGGACCUGGAUCGGCAGUGACUACGACCAGCGCAAACUUGCGAAAUAUGCGGAAAGGGAUCGACUGGGACACGUUACCGGGCCUAUUUCAAGACGCGGUCACCAUCACACGCCGCUUGGACAUUCGCUAUCUGUGGAUCGACGGCCUGUGCAUCAUUCAAGAUGACAAAAAAGAUUGGGAGAGCGAAUCAUCCAAGAUGAGCGACAUCUAUGAAGCCUCCUAUAUAACAAUCGCGGCAGACGCAUGUGAGGACAAUACCCACCCGUGCCUGGUGCAGCGUCCGAAGCGAUUACGUCUGGAACAUCGAACUACACGAGGGAAGACGUUUACAGUCAAAGCUCGAAAAGUUUCCAACCACCACGAAACUCCGGAUGGAGAUCUAGCCUUUCGGACUGAGGGCCCUCUGAGGGAUCGAGCCUGGGCAUUGCAAGAGAAUGUCUUGUCGCCUCGAAUUCUGCACUACACAGAGACGGAGCUGACAUUCGAGUGCCGCUCGACAUAUCGCUGCGAGUGCAAUCCCUCGUCAAGGCGAAAAGCCACGACUCCAGGCCUAUUACCGAAACUGCUUUUGUCGGUGAAACAGCGGUCCAAGAUCUUCCGAACCUGGCACCGCAUCCUCGCGCAGUACACGCUCCGCAAGCUCACCGUGGCGUCUGACAAGCUCCCAGCCAUCUCGGGGAUCGCGAAGAAGGUCCAAAGCGCCACCGACUCGGUCUAUGUCGCGGGCUUGUGGAAAGACAAUCUGGUCGAGGACCUACUCUGGGCAUCCGCACCGCAUCUCGAGUCACCACACCUCGCGCGGAGAUUGGACGACUACCGCGCGCCGAGCUUCUCGUGGGCCUCGGUGGACACGCAAAUCCAGCCCUUUGGGCUCGCAGAGGACGAAACCGUCGAGUUGAGUGCGCACAUCUCGAUUACGAAGAUGUCGUGUACGGAAUUCGGCCUCAAUCCGCUGGGCGAGGUCACAGACGGAUUCAUCGACUUGUGCGGUCCCCUGGCGGAAGGGACGUUGGUCGCUCCGGAAAGCUACAAGUUCGAGUACCACCUGGCAAUGCCUGGCAGCGGGACUGCCGUGGGCGUUUCUCCGGAUUCACUAUUGGUGCAAGACCUGACCGAGGACGAUUCGGGCGGGAUGGUGCGACGAGGCAAACAAGGGGAGAGCUACAAGCCUUUCAAAGCACGGGUGUGGUGUCUCAGCGUCGCGGGCCAUUCCCACGGCUGCGUCUCCGGGCUUGUCUUGACAAAGUCAUCGCGAGUCCCCGGGGCGUACGAGCGGAUCGGCCAUUUUACGUGUGGGAACGACUGGCUGGUUGGGGCGAAGAAGCAGAAGAUUAAGCUUGUGUGA
Fonsecaea monophora is the source of this 1953-nucleotide messenger RNA. RefSeq lists its product as hypothetical. The record is from RefSeq and is a predicted model, not a curated record. The transcript has 2 exons. Bases 1 to 1953 code for a protein of 650 amino acids. NCBI's taxonomy places the organism in Eukaryota, Fungi, Ascomycota, Eurotiomycetes, Chaetothyriales, Herpotrichiellaceae.